Molecule: messenger RNA, 1101 nt
Organism: Urocitellus parryii (Arctic ground squirrel)
Lineage: Eukaryota; Metazoa; Chordata; Mammalia; Rodentia; Sciuridae
Gene: Ccr9
Product: C-C motif chemokine receptor 9
Biological process (GO): calcium-mediated signaling; G protein-coupled receptor signaling pathway; immune response
Cellular component (GO): external side of plasma membrane; membrane
Molecular function (GO): C-C chemokine receptor activity; C-C chemokine binding
Source: RefSeq, a predicted model, not a curated record
AUGACUCCCACGGAAUUCACAAUCCUUAUUCCUAAUAUGUCUGACGACUACAGCUACGAGUCCACAUCGUCCGUGGACGACUACAUGAACUUCAACUUCACCGAACUCUUCUGUAAGAAGAACAACGUGAGGCAGUUUGCGAGCCACUUCCUCCCUCCCCUGUACUGGCUCGUGUUCAUCGUGGGCACCUUGGGCAACAGCCUGGUGGUCCUCGUCUACUGGUACUGCACCAGGGUGAAGACCAUGACCGACACGUUCCUUUUGAAUUUGGCGAUUGCUGACCUUCUCUUUCUCAUGACUCUUCCCUUCUGGGCCAUCGCCGCUGUUGACCAGUGGAAAUUCCAGACGGUCAUGUGCAAGGUCGUCAACGGCAUGUACAAGAUGAACUUCUACAGCUGCGGGUUGCUGAUCAUGUGCAUCAGCGUGGACAGAUACAUCGCCGUGACCCAGGCCACUAAAGCCCAGACCUGGCGGCGGACGAGGCUUCUGUACAGCAAGAUGGUUUGCUUGAGCAUCUGGGUGGUGGCAGUAGCGCUCUGCAUCCCGGAAAUCCUGUACAGCCAGGUCCAGAGGGAAUCUGACCUCACCAUCUGCACCAUGGUCUACCCGAGGGACGACAGUCUCAGACUGAAGUUAACCGUCUUGACCCUGAAGGUCAUCCUGGGGUUCUUCUUGCCCUUUAUGGUCAUGGUUUGCUGCUACACCAUUAUCAUCCACACCCUGAUGCAAGCCAAGAAGUCGUCCAAGCACAAGGCCCUCCGGGUGACCAUCACUGUCCUUACGGUCUUUGUCUUAUCUCAGUUCCCCUACAACUGCAUUCUGUUGGUGCAGACCGUAGAUGCCUACACCAGGUUCAUUUCCACCUGUGCCAUCUCCACCAACAUCGACAUCUGCUUCCAGGUCACCCAGGUCUUGGCCUUCUUCCACAGCUGCCUGAAUCCCGUUCUCUACGUUUUCGUGGGGGAGAGAUUCCGCCGGGAUCUGGUGAAAACCCUGAAGAACUUGGGUUGCAUUAGCCAGGCCCAGUGGGUCUCGUUCACCAGGAGAGAGGGCAGCUUGAAACUGUUAUCCAAUUUGCUGGACACCACCAGCUCCCUGUGA